GGUCGACUUCUGGACUAGGGGCGUUCGCCAUACAUGUUUUGAAGCAGUUGUAAAGUAUAUUGGUGAACAAAUAUUCCGUAAGUUUAGCUCAGUCAUGGGAAACUGCUAUACAGUUGGACCGAAUGAAGCAUUAGUUCGUUCAGGUGGCUGCUGCGGCAAUGAUGCCAAAAAAACCGUUAUAGGAGGAUGGGUAUGGGCCUGGGCCUUCGUAACAGACGUCCAAGCGCUAACUUUGGAAGUAAUGACAUUGAAUCCAAAAUGUGAAAUGGUUGAAACUGCUCAAGGUGUGGCUGUGACAGUAACAGGGGUUGCACAAGUGAAAGUCAUGACAGAACCUGAACUGCUUAAGACUGCUUGUGAACAGUUUCUUGGAAGAACAACGAGGCAAAUUGAGAGCAUUAUCCUGCAGACAUUAGAAGGACAUCUCAGAGCAAUCCUUGGUACUCUGUCUGUGGAGGAGAUUUAUAAAGAUCGUGAAGCAUUUGCCGCUCUGGUUCGAGAAGUAGCAUCUCCUGAUGUUGGAAGAAUGGGUAUUGAAAUCCUCAGCUUUACAAUAAAGGACAUUGAGGAUCAAGUCAGUUAUUUGGAUUCCCUUGGUAAGACACAGACAGCCAAAGUGAAGAGGGAUGCAGAUAUUGGUGUGGCUGAAUCCAAUAGAGAUGCUGGAAUAAGGGAAGCAGAGUGUGAGAAAGAGAAGAUGGAUGUUGCAUACCAAGCCCAGACUAAUAUUGCUGACUCAUCAAGAGAGUACCAGAUGCAGAAAGCUUCUUAUGACCAGGAAGUGAAUGCCAGGAAAGCUGAGGCUGAACUGUCUUAUGAAUUACAGGUGAAAUAAAUUUCUGGUGCUAUUUGUCAA
Molecule: messenger RNA, 856 nt
Organism: Orbicella faveolata
Lineage: Eukaryota; Metazoa; Cnidaria; Anthozoa; Scleractinia; Merulinidae
Product: flotillin-2a-like
Biological process (GO): regulation of myoblast differentiation; protein localization to plasma membrane
Cellular component (GO): flotillin complex; cytoplasmic vesicle; plasma membrane
Molecular function (GO): protease binding
Source: RefSeq, a predicted model, not a curated record